Messenger RNA from Gallus gallus (chicken), 26022 nucleotides. RefSeq lists its product as uncharacterized. The coding region runs from base 3449 to 4459 and encodes 336 amino acids. NCBI's taxonomy places the organism in Eukaryota, Metazoa, Chordata, Aves, Galliformes, Phasianidae. The transcript is spliced from 5 exons. The record is from RefSeq and is a predicted model, not a curated record.
CCCGCUGCUGGGCUGCCAAUGCAAAUCUGCCAGCGCAGCUGAGCUGAGUCCAGGGGAAAGCGGGAGGGUUUCCGCUGGGUUCCCACAAGUGCCGAGCUGUGGCUGUGCCUGCCAUCACGUCUGCCCACUGCCUUUGUAGACGGCUUGGAUAAUGGUUAUUCAGUGCCACAGGAGCGGGGAGUCUCGCCUCCAUGGGGCCACCCUUCCAUCCGGACACCUGGCACGUUGGUUCCCUCCGGCCUCCUAACUGGCAUGCUCCAAGCUCUCCAAACCAAGCAGGGAACCUGGCUUCAGCUAGCAGAGCAGGGCUGGGGUGCUGGCAGAAUGCUGCUGUCUGCCUUCCUCAUGUGGGACAGCACCAGUCCCCUCUCAACAAAAUGGGAAUGGGGAAGAGGGAGGCUGGCAGCAGCCCACAGUAGCGUAACCUGCCUUGAAGGCACAUACCUGCUGGGGAGAUACCUUGCUGCUUCCCCCUGCUGCUUUUUGCAGCUUUGCAGGAGCCUGCGUGCAAUCCAGGCCAGAAGCAGGGGAGAUGCCUGCAAGCUUGGCUGCUCCUCAAGUGCUCCACAGUGCCUGGAACAAGGUAUAAUUGACACCUUCACCACACACUUUAAACACCACCUCAGCCAAAGCACCUGCCAGCCACAUACAAAUAUUAUCUGGGUGUCAUGGCAAAUGUUGGGCUGAGGGCCGAGAGCUGGCCCAGCUUCCCCCCAAGCUCCACAAAGGCUGCUUGCCUGCGGCUGGCUCUCCUGCAGAUGCUUGCAGUGACAUGGCAUCACUACUACUGUUUGCCUUGGAUAUGGGCCGAAUGCUUCUGGAAAAGCAGUGUGGAAGGCAGGUGGUGCCAAGCGGGUGCAGUGUGCCUGCCGACACCAUGGCUCACAUCUCAGGUACGGCCAGGUGGAAAUUGCCCCAAACCUCAGAAGCAAGUUGAUAGUUAGGCAGAGGCAUGACUCCAUGACAAAAGCCAUGCCUGAGAGUGUUUGACACAUCCACACUCAUACAUGGGAUCCUUGAAGCCAGAAAACACUUUGAAAAGUAUGUCCUCUCCUCCUGCUGCUGGGGGGGCAAGUAGGAUUGGUUCCCUUUAGCAGCAGACAGGAGACCUAAUAUCAUAUGUGCCAUUUGAGCCCUCUUGUGCCCUGGCCCCUUGCCACCAGGAUUUGGCCUGUCUGCAGCCCGUCAGGUUUGCUUUUCUUGCAAAGCUCAGGCUAGCCAGCCCGUGGACUGCCUGGGAGCUGGCCACUGCGUGUGGAGCGUGAUGAGCCACCGCGACACCGUGGGUGUGCUCCUGUUCCUCAGCUGAUCCACCAGCAGAGCUGCAACGAGGCAGAGGGACAUCUGAGGUAGCUAUUGCAGCCUGCAGUGCUGAACCUCAGCAUCGACAAGCUCAAAGUCUCGAUAUUUAGACCCUGGGCCCGAAGUUUUCCAUGAACGUCAGCUUCUAGUCUGGAAAAUAAGUUUGGAGACAGGGUCGGGUUUCCAGCUGGGAAGAAGGAAUGAUCUCACUAGCAAGCAGGUUAAUUCCAGAGCGGCGUUUCCCUAACGAAGAACUCAGAUGCUAAGCUCCCCAAAGCAGCGCUGGCAAUGCAUAGCAGGGCCAGGCUGUUUCCUGAUGUGCCAGCUCUGCUUCAUCAUUUCCUUCAUUCUCCUGCCUCCUGUCAGUGCAGAGACCUGGCUGCUUCUGCAUUUCCUGAUCCUUUCUAUGUUUGCCUUUCUGGGUCUGGACAUCUCCUCAGCUUUCCGGAUGCUGGUAAUUCCCAUCCAUUCAUCUCCCUCUACACUCACGUGGCUACUCAUUUGUUGCUCACUUGGGAUCCAGACCUGGAGGCUGGGCAGCCAUGGAGGCAGCCCCUCUCCCAGGUAGUUCUCUUCUUAAACUACCCUGCAGUUCCCUGUGAGCAACAUCAUCCUUUCCAGUCCUUCCAGUUCAUCCCUUAACUCAGCUCCUUCCACAUGCCCUUUCCCUGUCUGACCCAGUCACUCGUUCUCCAUCCACACUUUCUGCUUCUUGAUCUCCUUCCUCCUCUCCCCUGUGACCUGCUUGCUUCCUGCUGGGGACAGUGAGAAGGCAGGGGUUCCUUGCCCUGAAAAGUCUGUGCCUGUAAAAGGGCAUUCAACACUUUUUCUGUGUUUUCAGCAAGACCUGGCUUCCCUCAUGUGCCUUCAGGUGUAAUGCUCCUAAUGGAGUUAAAUCUGAGUGAUUUCCAGAGGCAGAAAGGCAGAACCAAACCUGCUGCGACCUUCACUUGGUGCAAGCACUGCAAUUAGCCCCACAUUUCUGCCAUGAAUGACGGUAAGCAGAAAACUGCCAGACAAACAGACCUUUGUAUAUCCAUCCAUUAGAAGCAUGGCACUGAAGAGGCCCCAUGUCUGGUUUGCUCUUUAGGCUUGGGUUGCACCCAGAGGCAUGGGCUUUGCAUACCUACUCACAGUAGCUUCUUGAGUCAGGCUGCUCAAGUUGUCCUACCUCACUGAGCAUGGCGAAGGCAGGCCAGGGUGAGCGAAGGGUGUGCAAGCUAUCUCCAAUCUAGCUUAGUCACAUUUUAUAGGUAUUUACUUACACAUCUGCUUCAAGAAACCUAUAUCACCUCUCACAAAGGAAAUUAUUAUUUUGCUACACUGGAUGUUUACACUACAAAUGUGCCACGUGUCUGUGGUUUGUUAUGCUGCAGGGGUGAGGGGCAGGGGCAGAGCCAAGGCCUGGGCCAGGGCCAGGCCAGCAAGGCGCGGUAUGGACAGGAAGAUGUCAGGAGCUGCUUUCAUGCAGCGGUCAUUGUGUGCCAGACCCGCUUAUAUAUUUAACACUCUUUAAUGCUUUUGCCCUCUGACAGCUAGAUGCUGCCCAGGGGCACUGUCUGGGCCAAAAGAUGGUGAACACAGGCGCUGGUAGCAGUGACACAUGGCUGGCAGCCAUCAGCACGAGGGUCGUGGCAGUGGGAACUGCUUCACAGCAGUGCGUGCUCCCCACCACAUGGAGACACUCGGCUGUGGUCACGCCAGGGCCGGCUUGGAGCAGCCGAGCUGCUACGUGCCUGCUGUCCAGUGCCUGACACUGCUGGGACUUUCCAACCCCAGCCGUGUCACCCACGUGUGUGUAACCGUUACCGAAGCUGCUGACUCAUGGGUUCAGCACACCUCCGGCUGUGAAACAGCUGGAAACCUCGUUCCUCUUUGGGAGAUGAGGAGGAGAAGGAGACAAAGGUCUAGUUAACUCCUAGCUGGCCCACGACAUAAUGCACAGAGGUACACGUGAACAAAACAUACCUUAAAAAGUGCUCCGCUGGGUCUGCUCUUUCCUUUCUUCUUUUCCUUUCUUUUCCUUGCCUUCCCUUCUCUUUCCCUUUCCUUCCCAUUGUCUUUGCACAUUCCCUUGCCUUCCCUCCGGGUUUGAUGUGAGUGUAGAAGGAAGUGUGCCUGAGCACGAAGUCUGCAUUUGAGGUGAAUGUGGGGAGGCGUCUGUGGGCAGGGCUGUAAGGACCUCUCUUUACCCUGUGGACACCUCAAGGGCACGGGCACUGGGCACAGGCUGCAUGUUGCUGGCACAGCCAGCAAGCAGCGUGCUCCUGAGCACGGCAUCAGAGGAGGAGGCGCGCGGCCUUGGGAUGGUCACAGUUCUUCUUUCCUGAGCCGAAACCAGCAGGCGGGUUGGGGUGCCAGAAAAGCUUUCCAGCCCGCUGGGAAGCUCACGAUCAACUCACACGGCCCUGGGGAUGUGCCGGGCGGCACGUGCCACCUAUGGCCAGCUGCAGCCUGCCACCACUGCGCUGCUGCCAGCUGCUGGGCUGCCGGCUGGGGCACGCGGAGGAGCAGGCCUGCCUGUGGCCCGGCACGCACAGCCCUCGCACGCCGCAGGCCGCACGUAGGUGCCCGCAGCCCCCAGCACCCUGGCAGCAGCUCCCGGCUGCCCUCCUUGUCUGCCUGCCAGCCCACGUUCCCCACGCGCUUCCUCCCGCUCUCCUUUUUCUGCAUUUUUUUUUUUCUUCUUCUUUUUUCCUCUCUCCCAGUCACUAUGCAGGGAGGGAGAAGGGGUGCGAGCAGCGAAUGGGCAGCAAGAGGAGACGGGAGAAGGGGAGUCAUCGGCCUGGAAAGCAGUGGGUGCUCACCCCACUGCCACAGCCGCUUCCAGAGAAGUCACUUCCUUCCCUCCCCGGGCUCUUUGUUUCUCCCCACAAAGGAGGAGAGGACAGUCUCCACAGCAGCUGCUGUGCCUCAGAUUGCCUCUCAGUCCUGCUUCCCAGAGCAGAGGAGUGCUGCUGAGUGCUACGCCAUCCUCUCCCUUCCUCUCCUGGGUCCCCCGGGCCGGGUGGUGGCCCUCAGGGCUGGUCUUUCUGGCUCAGGCAUUGGGGUAAGUGGCAAGCUCAGCAGGAGACUGUGCAAAGCCUGGUGUUGGCUGGUAGUGUGUCUUUCUUUUUUCCUUUCCCUUACUUUCCCUCCAAAAAAACUGUCUUCUUGAGGUCUCUGGAUGGGAACUGUGAACUCAUCCAGGCAGGCUCCAGGUACUCGUGGUCGCUGCUGUAGGUUUCCUGCUCAUCAUACAGUUCAUAGUUCCUCCCUGUUAGUAAGAGGAAGAGCCAAGGGCAUGACUUUUCCUUUGGACCCUUUCAUGAUGAAUGUGCACGUCUGACCAUGCCACGUGGCACAACCUUACCUCAGCACAGCUACAUCUGCUCACGUCCCCAUGCCCAUAGUCAGAUCUCUUGCUGGCAGUGUGGUCCCAUGUCAUAGAAUCAUAUCAUAGAAUCAUAGAAUAGUUUGGGUUGAAAGGGACCUUUAAGAUCAUGUACUUCCAACCCACUGCUACAGACAGGGACACCUCCCUCUAUACCAGGCUGCUCUCACAGCCCCAUCCAGCCUGGCCUUGAGAACACCUUCAGGGAGGGGGGCAUCCACUGCCUCUCUGGGCAACCUGUUCCAGUGUCUCACCGGCCUCACAGUAAAGAAUUGCUUUCUGAUAUCUAGUCUAAAUCUACCUUCUUCCAGUUUAAAGCCAUUUCCCCUCAUCCUCUUGCUACAUACCAGCAGCCUCAGCACACAAAGUGACUUGCCAUGAGCACAUCCUAACUCAGAAGUUGGAGUGGCCGUGUUUCCCCAGACAGAUUGCCCCAAGCUGGCACAGCAGUCACACACACACUGGCACUUGUGGGUACUGUUGGAUAUCAUGAUAUGUCCUCAGUGUGGAGUAGCAUUUCCCUUUCCUGCCUCAUGUUUCUCCUUUGGUUUUUGCUCCUUAAUUCGCUACCCCACUGAGCUCCUGCUUGCUGAUCUGCCACCCCUAAAGUUCUUACCCUAAGUUCCUACCCCCCUCUGCCUGCCUUGCCCAUGCAGAUUGUGACCUCCUCGGGGAACAGGCAGCGCUAUUGUCACAGAUGGCAGUGAGCUCCCCCUAAUUUUCUCCUGAGCAUAUGCAGAUGGGGCUUUGGUACACUCACGAUUCUUUCAUUCCAGAGAAAUCUGUCCCUCUGUAGGACUGAAGAGCAUGGUUAUGCAUGCUUUCCCAGCUUGGAGGAUAUCCAGCCAACCCUGCCAGAUUUGAAGGUGUUUUUCACCUUUUAAUCCAAUUUCUUCCUGUGAGAAUAGCCACGUCUUUCCUCUUUGUGUCCAAAACCUCAGUCAGGCCAGCACUGGCUUUCUUCUGUCAUCAUUCCUGGCCUCUACAUAUCUUUGACUUUCCAAAGUCAUAUUUGAAUGUAGCAAAUCUUCCUUCAGCUGAUUUGUGCUUUGUUAGCAAAAGGAAAUCCCUGAAUUUGCUGAUGGCAACUUCUCUAGGACCUGUCUCCUGGUAUUCCAAGGGCAGCACAGCCAGUGCCGAUUGCUUUGUGUGGGCCAUGCUCAGUAAUGAGGACAAUAAUUUAUUCUGCCUCUAGUGGAUAGUUUUAUUGAGGCCAAGCACCGUCCCUCUGAGCUUCUUUUAAGGACAGACUUUCUUCUGCACAGUUCAGGCUGAAGCAGCCUAUUAUUAACCUCAAGUCCUCGUUGCUUGCUUUGCAUUGCCAUUUUAGUCUGUGUUGUCACUGACUCUGGCACACAAUUGCUGCACCCCUACCAUCUCCUUGAAGUUACAUUGAGCCCCCUCGCCUUACCAGACCACCUUUCCUGACCUCGAACCUCAGGGAAACCUCUCAUAGCCUUUGUCCAUCCACAGAGAAGAGAACAUGUGUUGAGUUCAGUCAGCCUGUCCUAGUUACUUGUCCCAUAUUUCCAGUGUGGAAAUACGGCCUUGUUCUUCUCGAAGGGCAGUGGCAGCAAAGCAGCACGCCAGCAGCACGUGGGCCACCAGCUGCACAGGCAUCGUUUGAAUGCAAAGCUCCAGAGAACCAGGCCUAGGUCAGGACAAAUGUCACCAUCCAGAAGGACAAUAGCAGGACAAAGUGCGUAAUUUGCCCACACCCAAGCAGCUGUGUCACCGCUGAUAGCAGGAAUGGAUGAGAGGAGUUCUGCUAAUAAAGAUUAAUUACAAAGCUGCGCCUGAGCUCAGACCUCCCGCUUAAAAGGUUGCUGUGCGUGUGAGCAAGCAGGCAGCGAUGACCUUAGCGGGGCAAACCUCAGGGACUGCGGGAGGCCAGCGGGUGCCAGGCAGAAGCGGAGACCAGCCUAUGCCAGCCCAUCUCCGCAUAGAGGUGAAGCAGGCAUCCAAAAAUAGCCUGCCACCCCGAUGCCAAGUGCAGCAAGCCUUUGAUAAACAGAGUAAAAAUAACCUCUGCGGGAAAGACAUCGCAGCUCCCUCCAUUGGAGUCUGGUUUGUGUUGGAGCCCGUGUUUGCCUUCCCUGGCCCCUGCCAGCUCACAUGGUGCCCGCUGCCGGCACACGCUGGCCCUGGCUGGCAUGUGGGUGACCACGAGGGACCGCUAAGGAGCUGAGGAACAGUUGGAGAAGGGACAGCUCUGGUGUGUGUCAUGAAGACGUCCUCUUAGCCUGCUGCAGUGAUGCUGACUUGAAUCCUUGCUCUGCAAGCCUGAGUAUGAAGUGCCUCUGGGCAGCAGUGUCCUGCCAACAUAGAGUUGCACCACGGUACAGAAUUUUCUAAUAUAUGUUGCCCACAACACCCUUAUCCCAUUUUCCUCUCCCUGUUCUGCUUUUGGACAACCCCUCUCCCUCCUCAAAGAUCACCCCUUGUUGUACUUAUUCUCAUGCUUUGCUGCUCCUGAUGCCACUGUGCCCAUCUUGUGUUGCUCUCCCCAGGCAGAGCGUAGUGUGCUGCCCUGCUUUACUCUGGCUGCUGGAGAACUGCAGCAGAAUGAAGCUCAAAGAGGAAAGAGGUGCAGCUCUUGCCACCUGGCAGGGGACCAGGAUGGGAUGGGCAGAAGGUCCUUGGUAACUCGCCAUCUUUGCAGGAGAUGGGUGGAUUUCAACUUUGUCUUGACAUGGAAGAGAGUAGGAAUGCUGUCAACUUUAGACAUCAGUUGUUUCAUCUGCAGGAUCACUGUUGGUUUGGGCCAGGUUCCCUGAAGUCCUUUGCAAAGCAUGUGUCCCAACUUAGGUCACCUGCUCGGCAGGCCCAUUGCUUUGCCCUGUGCUGGAUGGCUCUUGUUUCCCAUCCACAUGAGCCUGCUCACUGCUGCUGCCAUCCGCAGCAUGGUGGGAACAGCAUGCUGCCUCCCGGCCUCCAAAGGAAAGGUGGACCUGGAGCAAUUCCCAUGGGUUUGCUACACAGCGUGCCACCUCCCAUCCUGUCUGAGCAGCUUGUGGCUGCUGACCCAGGGCAAAGCAACCCGUGGCCUCAGGAAGUGAAAUGCAGUGUGGAAACCUCGCAGCUCGCUAGAUCACAGUAUGUCCAAAGCAGGUCUAGCUUGCCGCCAGCUCUUGUGACAACUGUGCUUUUCAGUCUCUGUGAAGAAGAGGAACGAUCUAGAUAGUUUCUUCUCCCACCUGGUCCUGCUCUUGAGACUGCAAGUGCCGCAGAGCAGAGUUACAAGCAGACAGACACAGACCUUGGUCUGCUUUGUGAAAAUACUUCCACUGUUGCUAGAUUUGGUAAAACUCUUUCAUUUACAAAUUGCCCAUAAAGCACCUGAGAUCCUCUCAGAAUUCUUGCCAGCAUCUGCGAUGCUUUUGUGUAGAUCCAAACGGGAAAUGAUGAUCUUGGAAAAGCUCCUCGUGGUUCCAGAAUGGGUCCUGGGAACUUGGAGGGCAGUUACACUGCAGAACUCAGAUGUUCUCUUCUCACAAGUGCUACCCUUUGGAAGCCAAGGAGGGAUUCCUGGGGCCAGGAAGAGAGAGUGGAUGCCACCAAGUGGCAGCAGAAUCCCAAAUGUGGAGCUUAUGAGAAGUUCAGGCUCAUUGCUCAGGCUGAAAGAUGGUCUGGUCCUGCACAUGCAGAAUUUCAAGGAGGAAUUACCACCUGAGAACCCACAGGAAGGUGCUGUACCAGCACACCCUACCUUCUCCAAAGGCACCAUCCUCAAACUCAAUGGAGGUAAGAUUUAUUCCGCAGCUCAGCAGCCCCAGAAUUUACCACAGUAGCCGAUAUUUGUUAGAGAAUUGUAUUCCAGAACCAAAGAUCUAUUAUUCACACUGACAGCCUGAAGAACUGAAAACAAAGAAAGAACAAAGUCAAAUCAAGUAGCUUUGGACAUAAACGAUCCUGCCUCAAGGCAGAAGACAACUUCUAAGCAAGAGAGACAAUUUCUAAGGGAGGAACUCUUUUGGCAGGCACACUGUCCCACUGCUGAGGAGCUUCUUGCCUUUCUCACACAGCAACUAAGAGCAGCCUCCACAAAAUGCUGGGCUAGAUAGAGGCUUCAUUUGAGCCAGGCUGGCCGCUCUUAUCGUCUAUAUUUUCACUAUAAAAAAGAAAAAGAGAAAGAAAAAAGAAACAAAAAUACAUCUCUCUGGGAAUGAGGAAAGUCCUAAAUAUUUGAAGCUUCUACAGAAAGAUGCAACUGCAUUGUUUGUGGCCUGAAGUAUGCUGCAACAACAGGCUCUGAACUGUCAUUCCUAUCAAUAGGCCAUUAACUCUAAACUCAAUGGCAACUCAAACCUUAGUUUUCUUCACUGUUGGAUGUUGGCUGCAACUUUCAGCCAGAGAACAUGCUCACCCCCUAGGCUCUUUACUGCCCUGCUUGACACUUGCUCUCUCCUAGCCAUCAGGCUGCCAAUUUGUGCCUCCCCAACAGCCCUUCCAGGACAACACAUGCAACUGCAGCCUCCUGUAAAUACACCGCUGCCAGUGGGAAAUACAGCUGAGUAUCAAAAAUAACAGAAUGGGGGCUGGUUCUGUUACUUACUUCUUUCUUCCCACAAGUGCUGCACUUUAAUUUGAAGGUAGAUGCAACUAUGGACAAGUCUUGACUCGAACCCAAAUUGAGACUUCUGCCCUAGAGGUCCAGAUAGUCCCAAGGGCCCCAUUCACAAAGAACUGCAAUUAGACCUGCCUUAAGCAUCUUGUCUGUGAAAACUACUGAUAGAAGAAGGUUUUGCUGUCUUUGGUUGCUUGGCCCUGACCACUCUGUGUGGUUUCCCAGUUCUUCAAAUGGAGCUAAGCCGUCAGGUCAUGCAGGCGGCCUUCUGAGGCUGUGCCCAAUGGAGAACCCAGCAUCUGGCUGGUGUUUGGGAAGAGUGGGUCCAUGCCUCCUUGAGAAGAGCACAUAGGAGAAGUAGACUGGGAAAAAAUAGAGCUGAACUACUGCUGCUGCUUCAGUCUGUGCAUGUGCAGGGUAGAAUAAACUAUCACCUUGAAGGGCAGGAUGAGCUAUGGAAACCUGCAGCAUAGAGGAAAAAGAAGGACCUGGGAUCUGCAAUACCAUGGAGUGAGAAGAAAUGACUUGGACUUGCAAAGGGCACGGAGUUGAGUUCAUACCAACAGUAUUUAUGUGGUAGAAAUGCAGCUAUACUCACACUGGGAGCAGCAGGCCUUGAUACACAGCACUAAGCAGUCAAAACAAAGAAAAAAGCAUUUCACAAUGUUGGUCUGGCCAGAUUUUGUAGGGAGCCUGGAGCUGCCCAGAGCGCUGUGAUUGCCAUGCUGCCCACCAGCUGCAUGGCCGCAGAGCGCAUCACCACAGUCACAAGGGAUGGCCACCUCAACUGGCUUAAACCGUGGCUGGACUCCAGCCCUGCUCUGUGCCACCCCUCCCAAGGGAAGAUCUCUGACCACCAUGCACAUUCCUCCUGUUGUCUCUUUCAUAAACCUCUGCUGAGCUGGGAGUAGAGCAGGGAAAGCGGUCAGUGGUGGUCAGAGUCCAAAAAGCAGCCAUGUUGCGGCCAUGCAGUGAAGAGCUCAGGGUGAUUCAUGCAUCUGGAUCUUUGGCCUGUUUUCAUAGAAUCACACACUCAUGGAGUCAUUUGAGUUGAAAAAGACCCUGGAGGCCAGCUGGUCCAACUCCCCUGCAAUGAACAGGGACACCUACAGCGACAUCAGGGUUCUCAGAGCCCCGUCCAGCCUGACCUUGAGUGUCUCCAGGAACAGGGCAUCCACCACAUUUUGAUAUACACAACCAGCUGCUUGCUGGUGUUUGAUGGGAGGUGACUCUCACUUGGGGGAUGUGGCUGCCAGCCCAGAGAGGGGCACAGCUCCGGGUCCAAAUGAUGCCUUUCAGCCACAUCCAGCUCCCAUCGAUUCCUUCCCAGUGUCGGUGGAGAUAUGCAGCAAGGGCCUAGGUGGAGGGGCAGCAGAGAGUUCUUGCAGCCCCACCACACUCCAGCAAUCAAAGCCCAGCCUCUGUAAUUAAUACUAUUUAGCCCAGGUUAGUGGCAGAGGAAAAUGUCUCUUGUCAGCCUGGCUUUGCCCACUGGCCCUGAUUUAGCAACAUGAAAGCAUUUUUUCUGAUUAACUGCUCACUGAAGGAGAUAAAAGAGAUGACCAUGAAAUGUUUUCUUUAAUGUGAUGAAUGUAAAGGGACUGGUAGAGCUGGGAAGGGGGAGAGCAGAGGAGAGAGAGUGCUCCCAUAGCAGAUGGGGCUUUGGGGAAGGGGUGUGGGGCAGGAAUGGGUGAGCAUCCAGGAUAAAAGUGAAUAACUGAAACAUUUCUGGAAAGACUGCCUCAGAAAAUCUACAAUUGCUACAGAUAUACAUACAUAUAUAUAUAGAUGUAGUAUGAGAUUUGUGAAAGGAUUUGAUGAAGUCACAGCCUGAAUGCCAGAUUUCACUGCUCAUCUCUACUACUAAACUAAAAAAAAAUGUUGGUAGCUAGGAAACAAAGUGAAAUAGUAAAUCUCCAUUUCUAAUAUGGUGUGGCGAGGAUAUUCUGGGAAGAGUGCUGCUGCCUCUAUGUUGUAAAGGCAUACCAGCAGCUUCGAACUCUACAUCUGAAAGCUAAACAUAGUUUCCUAGCAGCCCUUAAAGGGCAUUUUGGCAGUACGUCAUCCAAAGUGGCCUUCAGUGGCUCCUGAUGUACUUUUAACUAUGCACACUCGAUAGCUUAGAUUUUAAAAUUUUCUUAAAUUGGAAUAGGAAGUUGGGCUGACCUCCUGAAGAUUAAUUCCUGCUUCCAAUGUAUUAUCAAACAGCAACCGGGGACUCAGAUGGGUUCUUGCCAAAAAGAAAAAAACCCAGCAAUUUAGAAAAGAGAGGGAGAGUCCAAUGAGCACCUUCACUUGAGUAAGCUGUUGCUCUUAUCUUUUCCCCAGAAAGCUUGAUGAGAAUGUGUUUUGCCAUAGUAUUUUUAUGUACUCCAUGGCAGAAGGGAACAGUGCAUAGCAUAAAAUCAUUUUCAUAUACAGAAUCCUAUUGAAAGGCAGUUGGGCAGACUGGGAGACGAAAGCUCCGACAGAUAGCUGCUAUGUCAUACAGACUGACAGGUCUUGUGCAAGCCGACUGUGCCAAAAUGGGGGCAGCUUUGCAGGUCAGCAAGCCAUCACCUCCUCUUCCCAGGUGCUCAGUGGCAUGAUCAGGUGUGCACAAAGGCAGCGGCCGUGCUCAGCACCAGGUUGACAGGGCCACAAGCAGAUCAGAUGUCCUUUCCCUGAGCCCCCCUGGAUACCUCUCUGCUCCUCUCCCAGAGGUCACAGGAGAGAUAGGAGAGGUCCCCGAGCAGGCAAUGGAAGCACUGAAAGGGAGGUGAGGCUUGAAUACAGAUAAGAGGAGUGAAAACUAAUUAUCUGGAAAAGCAAUGCGAUUGUGGGGUAUAAAAUAAUGACUGGAAAGUGCCUUUUAUUUACUGCAAGGCAAUAAUAGCAGAGGGCAGUUGAUAACGCUGCCAGGGCGACAUUUUAGGGCUCUUUAAUCUAGCAGAAAGAGGCGUAACAAGCAGCAGGGACCGCAAUUUAAAGCGAGGUGAAUGUAAAUAAGAAAUGAGACACAUUGCAUGGGGCGUGCUGGCACACAUUGAAGGGAGUGGGGGGAGCCUGGGGCUCCUUAUGCCUUUGUGUCCAGGCUGGCUGCUUCUCUGGGAGAUGGACACAAAGUGCUGAGCUCAGAAUGGUGGCACAUUCGUUUCGCCCAGGGCUGAAGCACGGGGAAGCUCCUGGUCCCUAAGGCUGCCCAAAGCGCUGCCUAGCUCUGGCGUGAGCAGCAGUGUAAAUACUGCACAACAGGCAGGAAAAACACCUGCAGGUGAUGGUUAGGCAGUAAUGUUUUCCCAGAAGGCGGAAAAUCUGUCAGCCUGGGCUUUAUCAUUGUAAACAGUUUUUCUUUUAAAAGCAAACAAACAAACUGGUAAGAAGUCUCCUAGUAACAGGUGCUGAGCGCCGUGCUGCAGCCCAUAAGUCACAGCUGACUGUUUAUCCGACCACUAUUUAUAGCUGGUUAAACCUCUCCAUCCCAGCUUGUGUUUCCCACUUGCUGUAUCUUCCUAAUUGAUGUAUUUACUGUCAGUGCUUUAAUAAAACAGAACAAAUAUUGGAAUGAAAAAUACAUUGUCUGGCCCCGGUGCUGCUGAUGCGCUCUCUGCAGGGCCAGUGGUGAAGGCUGCCCUCAGCUCCAGAUGGCUUUAAUGCAGACAUUGCCACCCCUUGUCCCUUGACUGAUGGGGACAUCUCCAUUCCUGGAGGUGCUCAAGGUCAGGUUGGACGGGGCCCUGGGCAGCUGAGCUGGUGGGUGGCAGCCCUGCCCAUGGCAGGGGGUUGGAACUAGAUGGUCUUUGAGGUCCCUUCCAACCCAACCCAACACAACCCAACCUAACACAAUCCAAGCCCUUCUAUGAUUCUAUGAUUCUGUGACAGGCAGAAUGGGAUCUAGGCUUGCACCAGUCUGAAGUGGAAAGUGUUCAGGAGGAAGGCAGCAGUGCUUUGGAGGAGCUAGGCUGGGACACGGGUGUUGCAAGUGAAUUGUGAAGAGACAACCCACAUCCCAGAGGGUAUCACCUCAUUCCCACUCCUCUGAAGAUGCCUUUCUGGCUCACCUUCCAGCAGCUGCAUGAGCUGAACACGCAGCCACCUUGCUGUGCCAGCUCUGCAUUUUCUUCAGCAGGCUUAGGUUUUCUUACGUAGGUGCAAGUUUAGGCAUCACAUGAUAGCCCCAAGCAGGCACCAGCCAUGCCUCUCCCUUAUGUUAAUUCACCUUCCUUGCCAAAGCAGCACAAGGUUCUGCAGCGCAGGGACAUAACCAAGCCCCUGCUUCAUACAGAGGUAAUUUUCUCUCUGCUAUGAACUGCACAGCCCUCUUUAGCCUUAAAAUCCAGAAGCUCAUCACACGCUCAGCCACUGCUUUUCCAAGAAGAGCACACACGGAAUCCUUCAAAAGUCCAGUUAUGACUACCUGCGUAUAAAAAUAAUGCAGCUGGUCUGAAAGAGAAGCUCAGGGUGUGCUUUGUUACUUUUAGGAGAUCUGCACUGGAAUCGCUUAUUAUGGUUUUUUAAAUUCUUGAUAGGUUUCAGACCGCUUCAUUUGCAGGGCUGCUAAUGUAACAAUAGGAUGUGACCGAAUAUUAGCAGCCUCAGGCACCGUCUGGUGAUUCACCAAAGCAUUUCACUUGCACCACAGCUGAUAUUUGUGUGUAUUUCAGUGUGCCAGAGUGGAACAUUCAAUAUUUGGAUCUUGAGUUCCUCCCAGACAGAAAGGCGCUUGGGAGGGGCUGCAGACUAUCUCUGGGCUCCUUCCUUUAAAAAAGAAAAAAAAAAAAAAGAGAUUUGAUUAAGUUAAUUAUAUAUUAAAUAAAGGAAAAAAAGAAGAGCAGAAAAACCAACUUACAAUCCAUCAGAAAAAAAAAAUAGAGGAAAAGCUUUCUGAGAGAAUGGCUGAAAGCAAUGGAUUCCUGCCAUCUUAGCUGUCUGAACUUCUCCUGCCAGCCAGGCUGUGAUUUACAUCUGUCCAUGAAACAAUGACUCUGAUGUGAAGCAGCCUUCUGCCAGGGAGAAGUUCACCCAGUGCAAAUAAGCCGAGCAAAAUCUACCCAUCCUUUUGCAGUGUUUCAGAUCGUUAGUUUAGUGGAAGGAAAAAUGGAAGAAAAGUGGGAUAUAUAUAUAUAUAUAUGUAUAUAUAUAUAUAUUCAUAUGGUAUUUUUGUUUUUUGGAAUUUGAUGUUUGCUUCAUGCCCCAGGGUGCCCCAGUUUCUGGCAUCGCCUUGGCAGAGGCAGCAGGACGUGGCCUGAGCCCUGCAGGAAGUGCAGGCAGCUCUUUCCAUAAGGCACUGCCCUGCAUUCCAGGCACUCUCACCUAAGCGUUUUUUAAUGCCAAAUACCUUUUCUGACAAGACUUACGGAGGGUCUUAAAGAGCCUUAUCAAAAAUCAGAUUGGAAGAUGGUCUUGCGGCCUUCCCGUCUGGUACAGAGGGGAGUGUAAUGAUGGAGGAGCAGUGUAACGAUGAUAGAAGGUUUAAUAGUUUAUAGGAUUACACAAACAUUUCGUUUUUUCCUAGGAGUGGGACUCAAAAAACAGUUUUUUGAGUUAAACGGAUCACCUCAUUCUACACUGUCUGCUGCUGUUUUUCAGCUCCAGUAAUACACAGCUGCAGCACUUUUGAUGUCUCUGUGAACUUGAAUGAAAGCAGAGAGCAUCUCCAUAAAUAUUUUCCUAACAGAACCUGCUGAAGUGGACUAGCUUAUGUACAGGAGGAGUCCUACAGGAAGGAUCCACACUUGGAUAUUCAGUCCAGCAUUAUGUUACCUAAUGCUGCUGACCUGUUCUGUGAUCCUAAAAAAACCUCUUUCUUUCCUCUCUGAUCCCAUCGCCCUUUUGUCUCCGUACUCAGCUGAUUCAGCCCCAUCUCCUUUGUUUGCAGGAGCAUUUGCACGGCUUGGUCAGAGCCUGAGCAGAGCGGUGCUGUGUGAAUAGUGUCUGUCACCUGCACAGAUGACCCUGGUGUGUGGUAGCAUGGUAUGCUUUAGUGUGUUGUGCAAGUUGGCAGCACAGAGGCUGAGAUAAGGCCUCACCUUUGGAUGCUGCUGCAGCUCUGGUCAUUGGAGCAGCACCUCAUCAGCACAGAUGGGUUCCCUGCUGGUGCCCAAGAUGGACAAAAUGUAAAACAGCUUAAAGGAAGAUUUGUUCAAUUCCAGUUUCAAAGUAGACAUGGGGGUGUUUCUGUUGGAAGAGGAACACCGGCAUGAUCUCCUGUAAAGCUUCAGUCACUUCUCCGAGCCUGGUAAGUCUGUUGGGAGCAGCAGAGCCAUCACUGGGUUGCAAUAUUGAAACUCCCUUCCCAUGUCUCUAUGCUUGGAACCUCAGAAUCAUAUUAUCAUUAGGACUGGAAAGACCAGUAAGCUCAUGUGGUCCAACCAUCAGCUCACGUCUUUGGCCGCUCUAUACCAUGUCCCUCAGUGCCUCAUCCACACAUUUCUUGAACACAUCCAUGGACAGUGACUCCACCACCUCCCUGGGCAGCCAGUGCCUCACUGCUCUUUCUGAGAAGAAAUUCUUCCUAAUAUCCAACCUGAAUCCAUUCUGGUGCAACUUGAAGCCAUUACCUCUUGCCCUAUUGCUGCUUAAUCCCUACAAUACCCCUACAGUCCUCCUCAAACCCUCUCUCUUUCUCUAUGCUGUCUUCCAGGCAGCUGAGCCUGUGCACAGUGCCUGGUCACCAGCUUAGCCACGUCCUCUUUGGUGCCCAUCGGCUCCUUCUGCCCUACUCCAUGAGCCUGGAGCUUGUGGACAAGAGCACUUUGCAUGUGAUGGGGCUGCUCUGAAGAGCAGUGCGUUGGGCAGACACAAUGUGUCCCAGAGGCCAGCAGGUCUCCAGGAGAGAGCGGAGGGAAUUCAUACAAAUGUCAUCUGAGUGGUGAAGGAAAGAAUAAGAGCAGAUGAUAAAGAAAGGCAGAUUUCUAAGGUUGGAUCAGCUGGAGCUGUAAAGACUCCCCAGCUGCACAACAGUCCCAUUCUGGAGUAUUUCAGCCUUCUGUGUAUCUAAACUACCUAGCUUUGGGCUGUUCUCUCUCAUGGAGCUCCUUGUAGUUGCUGGAUGGAAAACUUGGUUGUUUGCAGUUUUUUGUUGUAAGUUUAAUGGGGAUAAAAACCAUACAAAGAUAAUGAAGAUAAAAAUCCAGUGACAUCUGUUUGCACUUUAAAAAACUGCGUAAAAACUGAAAACAUGCAAAUAAACCUAGCAUUUGAUGAGUGAUGAGCAGUUUCCCCUCAGCCUCUAUGACAGUCUGGAGCUGCUAAUGACUAGACAGGAUGUAACUACAGCUAAGAGAAAGCCACAAGAAAAUAACUCUUGAUGAAUAAAGUCAAGUGCCGGCAUUCAGCCUCACUGGAGUCCUCAGACAGGUGGAAGCUGGCAACCCUGAGCAGCCCCUAUGUCUGUUGACUCUCCCAAGCCAUAGAACCAUAGAAUUGUUAAGGCUGGGAAAGACCACUAAGACCAUCUAGUCCAACCAUCAACCCAUCAAUCCAUGCAUAGUCCCUAAUGAUCCUGAUGCAGGAUCCACUCUGUCAGCGCCAGACCCUCUUGCUAUGCCCUGAAAAUGCAGGUGGUUCUUCAGACUAUCACCAUGAUGGCCAAAUUACCCAAGGGUGGAAGCAGGAUAUCAAAUGUGGGAUGCUGAGUUUCUCUUCAGGUGUGCCAAGCAGGGAAGCUUGGAAGGUUACGGAGGAUGUCCUAGCCGACUCCACAGCUGGGCUUGCAGCACCAGAGAAGAAAAUGAAAGGGAUAAGUGCUGGCAGCCCUGGAAAUACCCAUGUGGGAUGCAUCCCACCAGCAACAGAACCCCUGAGGAAGGUGUCAGGGCUGAGAGGGGCAAGUAUGGAGCCAACACAUCUGCCUUCAUCCUUUGUCGUGGGUGUUCUCUCCAGCUAAGCAGCUCAGUCCACAAGCAACCAAGACAGGCCCCGGAGCAGGAUAGCUCAUACCCUGCUGACGCAUAUGGUCAUUAUUUAGUGAUCCUGAGCCUUGCUGACUGCACGAAAAAUUACAGAAGUUGGCCUGAUGGUACAGAACUAACUUAAGGCAGACAGCACACCCCCUUCCCUGAAAGGGGAAACUCACUGAACUCCCUGGGAUGACUCUCAGAAGCCAGCAAUAAGAACGGGAAUAAAAAUUGCAUAACUUAGCACUGUUUGCAAUGGCCCAGUGCCUUCUAGCUAUCCAGGCCCCUUCUGAGUAUUGCUAAGUUCAGGAAUAGUGCUAAGAUAUCUGUUAUUCCACUGGAAUUCCCCACCCUUUAAAUUUUCUGCCACUUCUGUUGUUAUGAAGGAAGGGCAGGUGGCCCUAGCUGUUCCCUGUGAGACCAUUAGCACACUGGUAUUGAGGUUUCCUCUUACUCUUCUCCCUCCUAAUGUAACGUAUCCCAGCAUUUUCAGGGUAUUCAGAUAAGAACUAGCCCAGGGCCAUUCUCACCAUGUUAUCUUUCUGGGACCUACGGUGGUGGCUGCACACUGGGUAAUGUAAAGAUGUUGGGACCUCAACAGCAUUCUUUCCCAAGCCCUUUUACACUAUGCCCACAUCCUCCCCAGGCAUUUCUACAGAUAUCUUAGAACGCUGUGAAGUCCAUAAGUGCUUCAGGCUGCAUUAACAUGUGUUCAUCAUCCUGGGCUGUGUCCUGCAACUGGAAUCCCUCAUCACUGAGCAUCUCAGGUUGUCUCCUCAAGAGUCCUCAAGUUCCUUCUUGUCCAGCAGGUGGGCAAGAGUGUGUCAAGCUCCAGAUCUGAGAAAUCUGGGAGUGUUGGAGGGAUCUCAAGAAGAUAAAAAUACCAACUUGCCACCAAAUGCAACAAUACAGCUCUUCAGCAUUGCCUGGAUGAUGAGUGAACAGAAAUCCCUGCAGCCCUAAAUGCUCCCACCUGAUCAGUCCCCCAGAAGCUGCCUUUGCCUUCAGAACCUGAUGAAAGGGGACUUGAAGAGCUGGAUAUCUGUAUUUUUAGGGCAGCUUUUCAUGAGCCUACCGGCUCUUACCUCCUAGGCCAGCCUGUGGCAGAGAGAUCUCCUUCUGAGCUGUGGCCCUAAGGUAGCAGCUCCUCUGCUCUGCACCAGCACUGAGCCUCUGGGUUUUUUCCUGGUAGGAUGGGAGAGCCUAAAGCAGUUGUGUUAGAUCCUGCUGCCCAUCUGAUUGUAGAUAAAAGAAAAAAAAAACAGAAGAUAAAUGAGAAAAUGAGGAGAGCCAUCAUACUGCUUGGGUAGAGCUGGUAAAACCUCACUCCAGGAUAUUUGUUAAGGUCAGUGGAAUUUAAGCACUUUCUUGGAAAUUUGUGUAAGCGGUUCUGUGAGCAAAAGCUCCGGAGCAGGCUUGGGCAAGGCCUGGCAGGGCAAACGUGACUGCAGGCAGAAGCACUCUCUCUUUCCCUGGGAUGCAAACUCGCUAACCUCUGUGGGAUGGUGGGGACAACAUGAGGAAUGAGCACAUGGAUUGCAUAACACGCUAUGUCAGAAACUAGGCUUGAUGCUGAGCCAAUGUAAAUUUAAACCAAGUGCUACAUUAGGUCAGAUCAAAAGUCCACCUUGUUCAUUCUCCUGACUUUGACAACAACUACAAGCGUUGAGUUCAGGGGUACAGCAUAAAAGUCGGACCUUUGCAGAAUGAUCUUUCCCCACUAUGGGCCCCUAGCCUCAGAUGUGUCCGAAGACGGAGUUUUGGCUGGACCAUUGUGUUUAGCAGUGAGAGCCUUCUCCAGAAGCUCUCCUAGAGCCUUGUUGGAGCCAUGUGGGUAUGUUCUUCCCACACUGAGCUCCGCAGGGUGGUCAUGGGGCGGCCACGCGCAACGUGAAAGGAAUAGCGCUACCAAAUGGAUAGAGGGGCCUCAUGAAGGUGUGCCGCACAAAAUCCGGCCCCUGCCUUCCACUCACGCUUCUCAGCACUCACGCAGCGGAAGACUAAACACUGUUCUGUGCUUCUGGAGGAGUCCUGCAGACGGAGCAUACAGAAGGAGCUGAAGAAGCCCAAGUUUGAAAGAAGUUGCCGGUCAUUACCGCGCGAGGGAUGCCUCCACGGGAAUUCCACAAAGUGAUGUUAAUUGUGAUGCUUUGAAAAUGUUGUGUAAACAAGUGUUUCUGAGAUACAUAUGUUGCAAGUUAUUAUGCGGCCAUAAAAGAGCAAGGAAAGAAGAAACCGAAACACAAAAUGUUCUGUGACGCCAGAACGCACUUCUGGAGAGUAUCAGUUUGCAAACCGCAGUGUAAGUUUAUGCCCACAAUUCAAUUGACCUCCUGAAAGCAAAGGUAAACAGGAAUAGAAGGGCAGGCGUCUGCGGUUCCCUCUCUCCUCUGGAGAAAUAUAUUCUCUAUCAAGCUCUGUCCUGUUUCAUCGUGUUCUGUCAGCCUCUGAGCAGCUAAAACAGAACUAGUAGAGACCUACGCACUUAGGUGGGCUGGGAAUGGGGCCUGGGAGACACAGUUUGCCAUUAGGAGAGCGCUGAGCUCCCAAAUCUCAAGAGGGAACCCUACAGCCACCCUGAAAAACACACGAACGAAAACAAAAGGGUGGCUUAAGAAAGCAGCCUGCUCUGAGGGGCUGCGCUUUUGUGGUGGGAAUCAAACCUUUAGUGGGAGGGAAGGCAAGUCGUGGGUGGAACCUGCCCCCCAGGAGGAGAUAGAAUAAGUAAUCGUCAGGAAGGUAAGGCCAGGGGUUGGCUCAGCUCCACUGCUGGUUCCAGCUCAGCCUCUCCCAGCACAGCCCCUCUGCACGAUCCCCACAGUGGUAGGGUUACGGCGUGAUGAACAGGCAGCCAUGCACUGGGAGCCUGUUCUCCAACCUGGAGAGAGGGGUGAGUGGGGAAGGGAUGUGCUCUGGCCCCACAGCUCUGUGUGUCACAUCCCCAGCUGGCGUGAGGGAUGGCAGGAUGGGGUGCACUGGCAAAGCGUGGCUGCUCAUUGCCAGGGUUGUGUCUAUCUCCAGAGCCAGGAGCACGUGUGGUGGAAGCAAACUGGUUGUGGAGGUUUCUGGCUGGCUUUGCUCUGUGCGUACACAUGCUCGCAUUCCUAUUUACAUACACCUCCACCCACACAGAAUCUGAACUGGAAUCAAAAUAAUUUGAAAUCAUAGAGUGCGAUUUUCCUAUGGCAAAGCCAACCUGAGCUUCACCCUGUGGGUGCUCCUUAUGCAAACUUCCCAUUCUUUCCCCCGCUCUUUCCCACUGCUCUGUGUAGAUGAACCCCUCUUGCAUCACGUUGUCUCCCCGGUUCUGAUCUGGCUCAGUGGGACAGCUCAUCUUCUGACAUCACAACUUCUGAAUGGUUCUGCACUCCCGCGUGAAGCACUUGCUCUGUGGAGGCUGGUGAGAUUAAAUGCCCAGCAAGCACCCAGGAAGGGCUGCCAGCUGCAGCUUCGCUCCAUUAGUACGACGUGUGCCAGGGACUGGGAGCUGAGCAGCCCCAGAAGGCAGCUUCCUGAUGCAAUUAAGAUAGAGGUGAAUUUAGAGACAUCUUGCCAGUCUCAUGGGACACAUGCUGCUAAUUAAAAGUCAAUCAGAGCAUUUAGGACCAAGGACGAAGAUGCAUGCUCUGGUGGUAGAAGACAUUUCUGCAUGUUCUCAUUACUCCGGUGUCUGGAUCUACAGAACGUGGCCUGUGCAAGAGAGGUUUCCUUGGACUCUUGGCUUACACUGUAUGCUUUAUCCAGCCUAAACGUUUGGGAAAAUCAGAGAGGCAGGCCGUCCUGCAGGUCAGGCACUGGGGUGAGGCUCAGGGGUUUUCAGUUUUGCAUUUGAAUCAUCUGGAUUUGAAGCACAGUGCUGGAAAAGUCACUUUCUUUAUGCCUCCGUUCACAUCAUACAGGCAGGGCGUGCAGAGGGCUUCCUCUGGUGGGACCCUGCCCAAACAAUAGAGCUUUGAGCCAGGGACGGUUUCCUAUUCCAAGUGUGCAGCAUGGCUGGUCUCUCAUCUCCCUCACCCUUAAGACAGCUGUGAUACAAAUGGUCAAUCAUCAGAAGACUGUUUUUUUUCCCGACUGUGAAUUCAAUUUCAACCAGGCAUUGUGUUCUCUGCAAAUUAUGAGCAUUUCUGUUGGAAGGUUUGCGACCCUGGCAAGCAAGUGAAUAGGGUUUGUGCACUGACAGUAAUUAAAUGAUGCAUUCACUUUGGGGUUGAGGAGGAAAUGUGCUCUAGGGUGGUCCAUCGAAUCCAGAAGCAGCACCACACGACUGAAGAGGCAGCUCAAACAAAGGAUUUCACAGCGAGACUUUUACAGCUAAGGCAUUCGGGGUCUUUGGAUUGGGAUUCAGUUCCCAGACACAGAUCUGCAGCAAAAGCUGAGGCUCUCAGGUUCAUCCGUAUGAGGGGAUGCACAGCUACCUGGCAGGCUGGGGGAGCUUCCAGCAGAAGGAGCCACACGUAUGUGAUGAUAACACGUGUCCUGGUGUGAUAUUGGGAGGCUAAAAUCCCUUCUCCAAGUCAUUUGAAAUGGCAACCUUAGGAAAGCAGAAAAUCAAAAGAUAAUCUGUUUGUAAAGGGGACAGGAAUUAAUUAAGUGUACAUUGUGUAGAGUGAAUAUUUUAUGUGUAUUUAAUUACGUUUCCCUCUCCUAUUUCGCCCCUUUGGAUUUUAAAGCGGUUCAGAAACAAACUAAAGUUGUGUUUCACAUCAGCUCCUUCAGGUCUGGGAUCAAGUAACCUUUUUCCCCCUUCAGCUGUCAAAGGAAGCUGGUGGCUGGGGACUGCCAGCAGAGCGGAUAAGCAUCCGCUGAACACUGCCAGUUCCUAGGACUGAUCCAACGCCAGGCAGUGCCCCUGAUGGCUCCCAGCUUCUCCCCCCACCAUUGUUCCCCUCCCAGCCCUCUCUGAUGGCCACCCAGCUGUUCUCCUGCUCCAGCCCUCAGAUUUACAGUCUGUCACAGCUUGCAGCUGCCAGCGGGGCUUGAUUGAGGCUGGCGUGCUGUGGUUGGAAGGGCUGGCCCUUCCCCCUUGUUUCUGGGGCUGCCACCUUGCCCUCCAAAAAAUCCAAGUGCUCAGAAGAGCAGACAAAACCAUACAGUGAAGUCUUCAAGUGGAUGGAUCCCAAAGCAGGGAAUCUGCCUGAGCGUGCCAACAGCUGGAUGCAAAGGCACCAUGAAACACAAUGUUGCUUAGCUGUUUGGGAGGACUCAACCUUUGUAGCCUUGGGGAGAUGCUGGAAGGUCAGCACAGCUCCCAACAUAUUGGAAGAGGAGCGCUGCAAAGAUAUGCUUCACCACCUUUUGGCUGUUAGGAGGGGGACACUAUCCUAUAUCAGCUCACUCCUCAGCCCUGGGAGCACUCACCAGAGUACUACCCUCUAAAUGCUGACCCUUUCAGCUCUUCUCCCCAGCUCACUCCCCAGAGAUGUUCUGACAUAUCUGCCUUGGUUUCAAAUCCCAUCUCCCCAUCCCUUGUUAAAGCUCUCCCACUGCUCUGCCCCCACCCUGCUGUGUCUACAUGUUGCUGGCGUUCCGUCUGUGCUCCAUCCCUAAACUCCUUUUUUCGAGGUUGGGAGCAGACUCUCAGACUUGGUGCCAAGCUCAGCACAGGCCCUGCAGUUCCCUCUUUCCCCGCUGCCAGGACGUGCCAAGCUCCAGUCACUGCCUAGGGAGAGGGUGAUCCUCUGCAGUCAUUCCCCUCCUUCCCCUCAAAUGCUGGGAGCUGCUUGAGCUUUUUCUAUGCUUUUAUCCCUCACACCAAGAAAAUUAACCACUAAUGAAAAACAUUUGGCUUGCAAGUUCUUGCUGCUCUUUCAUAUCAAGGUUGCCUACAACCACUCCACUAGCCCAGAGGAGCUAGUGGAAGAAGUAGUAGAAGCUGUAUGGCUUCUGCUCCUCAGCUCUCAAAGCUUUAGUCUUUGCAGCCAGCCCAGGCUGCUCUUUCCCCCAUUCUCCAUCCACUGGGGCUGCUGGCUGGGACUCUCCUGAACAUCUCACACGCCAGCAGAGCUUUGCUAGCACCUACAUUCACCGGGUUUUCAUUGCACUCCCCAGAGCAGCAAGGUACAUCUGCCAUUUCUGAGCUCCUUCCCCAUGCAGAGAUGCCUGAAAUUCCUCACAUUAAGAAGCCAGACUGCUUUGAUCUCCUGGAUGCAGCCAAGGAGGGAAGAACUUCUGUCUCCUGAUGGAGCAUCUUCCUCUCUGUCAACCUCCUGCAGCCCAACAUUUGGCCCCACUGACAACCAUUUCCCUUAAUGAGCAGUGACUGCCUUACCUCCCCUGAGCCUUGUGAGGAUUAAGGAGUUAAUUGCUUCGGAAAUGUACAACAAGAGACUAAUAAUAAUACUAGGAGUGGCACAAACAUUUCACAACGAGCAGCCUGUCAGACGCAGCCUUCUCCUUCUCCUUGCUCAGCGCUCGCUGAGAGGUGGCACUCUCCUUGUGUUGGUUUGUUGGUUUAAUAGACACAAAAAUCUUGUCUUUGUGUGUGUGUGUGCGUGUGUUCUGCUGUGUCCUGUGACUUGACAGCAAAUAUUUGAAAUUCUGUACGUGUUAGUGGGAGGGGCUCCUCAAAAACAGUGGGCGUUGUGAUCCCCGGGUGGCAAAUGGCCACAACACUCUUUCUGCUUUGUGCAGGGGACUCAAACGCGAUGCCUGCAAGGAUCUUUGGUGGUAAAAUGCAGUUUGUCGUGGAAGUGAAAUAGUAGCACACUCUCACAGACCAUCUGAAGGGUCUGAAGCUGGGUGCUGUUAGCACUGAACAGCCCUUUUCCCACUGUGGUUACGGCUGCAGUUCUCCAAGGGAUGAGGCAGCACCGCAGCCAUCCCAGGACCUGUAGUUUUCCCUUCUGCUUUAACCACAUUCGUGCACGGAGCUGUGUGUGUUACUGGUUAAGCCCUGGCACGUCGCAGCAGCGCCUGCAUCCCGAGAGCACCUUGUGAAGCUCUGCUGUUCAGUCCACACCCUAUCGACGUCCAGCUCUCGUGGCACCUUCUCAGCCUUCCCCGCUGCGAAGCCAUAUGCUGCUGCGGCAACGUUGGGAUGUCAUCACUGUAUCCACAGCAACGCACCGUGAUGUCAUAGGGAGAGGAUUAGGAUGGCUCUGCGGCCAGCCCAGGCAGAAGGACUGCUGUCUCCAAUUAGAGCAGCGGGGUGCAGCCAGAGCCCCCCUUUCCCUGGCCGAGCCCCUUCAGCCCUCGCCGCUGGGCAAAGCCCCGGCCCCCGGCGUGAAGAGGAGAAGCAGUAUCACAUCUUGGCCUUGAAAUCGUUUCAUGCUACUCACAGAUGCACCUGCCACUGGGAUCAGAGCAAGCCAAAUGAUUAUUUCAUAAGCCAAUACAAAUUGCUCUCAGGAAACAGGUAUGAUCUGACUUAGCCUGGAGAAUUAAUUUCCACUGAGCAAACUCCUGGUAAACGGUCCAGUCUCUUUCUCUGGAUUGUGCAAAUGAGGAGAAGGAAAGAUAGAGGGGGAAGGAAAGCAGCUUUGGGGAAGUCAGUGAUGUGGAAUUGUAAGGAAUGACAGGGAGAAGGAUCACAAGGGGGAACAAAGUGUCUUGUCGUGGCUGGCAGCUCAGUGGAGCAAGAUAGGAUAGGGCAAGCUUGACAAGGAAAGAACACUGUAAUAUGUGCCUCUUUAUAAUAGUGACUUUCCUUCAGCCAAAGCAGUGCUACAAGAAUCGGAGGAGAAGAAGGCAGCCCAAAAGGGAUUGUGACCCUCCCAAGCAGCCCAGGUGAUCUUUAUUAUGUAGUUAAGGGCUGCCAUUACCUCUGCAGUGAGAGCCCCCUGACUACUUGUCUGAGAUGUGUGAUGUAGGUUUAAUCAGUGUGCAUCACAAAGGUAGUCCAUAAGUUUAAGGCAAUAUGGUUUGCUCCAAGGAAUCUAUAGCUGGUAAGUGAAAGAGCAGAACUUGCCUGGGUCAGUUACAGAUCCUGUAUGCCCUUCCUAAGAAUGAGUAGCUACAGCUGAAUGCAGCAAACCUCACUGCCCUGGGAGAACGGCAACUACCCAGAGUUUGCCAUUGGAUAGACAGACAAGCAAUAGCAUGGGGACGGGGGAGAAAAUGUAUCCUAUUUUUCGAGAGGCUUUUCUUGUGGGAUUGUGGUCUGUUUUUAGGGAGCAAGAAAAAAGACAUUGGGAAAAUAACAUGGUGUCCAACAGAGCUUUAAUUCAUGCCUCUGAAAACAAGAGGAGGGGCCCAUCAGGCCUUGGCCUUCUUUUCUAGCGGAGAGAGACAAACUUGCAGAGAAUGAUGCGGGUUACCUAAGGUCUGUCUUGCUUUUUGUAAAGGUCUGUGUGUCCUGUGACUACACAAGGGGGUAGAAGCUGCUUACCAGAACCCUGCAUCUAAGAGUAAAAGAGACCAGAGAGUAAUGAGAGGAUUGGGACUGUAAAAUUAGUGUGGAGUGGGUGCUGCUUUCAUAUGGACACUUAGAGGGGAGAACUCCAGGAAAAAAAUGGACUGGAAAGAAGCAGUACAGAAAAAAGACCAAGAGAGUAAACAGAAGACUAGGGCAGAGUGCUGGUAAACAUUUGGGUUCCUCAGCUGGCCCAGAACAAUGGUUGGAAGAUGGGUGGACCAGAGAAGGAUUUAAAGCCAAGCUCUGACUUGCAAACAAAAUUCAUGUUUGGAUUUGACCUCGCUGAUUGUCAUGGGUGUUGCUGAGUUUACAGUUUUCCUCACUGGGGAAGGAACACGCAGGGACAGGAGCAGCAGGGUCAGGUGUGGCUGCUCACUACUACAGGCUUGGUGUUUUCCUCUCUGUGGACUUUUCCCUGGGAAAGUCCAUUGUUGCUACAGAAUCAUUUACCAUCAUUUUCCUUCUAACUUUCGUUCAGAGGAUGGAAAAUUUGCAGCAAGUCAGAGGGACUUUGAUAUGGGAGUUUGUUAAAUACAAUUAAUACUUGGAA